Molecule: messenger RNA, 2807 nt
Organism: Mya arenaria
Lineage: Eukaryota; Metazoa; Mollusca; Bivalvia; Myida; Myidae
Product: von Willebrand factor D and EGF domain-containing protein-like
Exons: 16
Coding region: 90-2807 (905 amino acids)
Source: RefSeq, a predicted model, not a curated record
GAGAAAUUGUCUUGAAAACAACGAUCCCAGUGGCUUGUCAAUAUUUGGACGGACUACCUAUUCAGGAUCAGUGUAAAUUGACAUUAGAGAUGGGUAAAAAGAAAAUACCUGAAUGCACCGGAGACGUACGAAGCACCAUGGACUGCAGCAAUGUGCUAACAUCGCUGAAUGCAGAUGGAACCUUUGAACCAGCAGAGAUACGGUUCCCAAUUGUAACUGUGGACAUUGAUUACAACGACAAAAGCGUGUUUGACAUCGAUCUCAGAUUUGGGUCGCACACAAGCGCGUUGUGGCAUAAUUAUGUUCUUCCGAGUGUCCGGGUCAUUGUCGAGGACAUGGAAGAGUACAAAAGCAAGUGGUGUUACUCUCAUAUUGAUCCACAUAUGAGGACUACAGAUGGAAGAUAUUACGAACAACAAAGCGAUGCCGGAGUUUAUAUGAUGUACACCAAUAAGGCGUAUGAUAUUGAGGUACAGCAGAAAACUAAACCAUGCAACAACGAUCAUGCAAUGUGCGCCUGUUGUGUUGCUGUUCGUGCAGGGAAGGACGUGUUCAUGAUAAAUAGAUGCGGAUCAAUCCAUUACAUUGAUUUUGUCCAUUGUGGCGAAGGGGGGAUAUUGGAAGUUCUAGAAAUAAACUCCGAAAAAUAUAGGGUUCUGACACCAAUUGGAACACGUAUUGAAAUUCGUCUUUAUGGUGGUAGCUAUGAAGGAACGAUGAAUAUAGACAUAUACAUGGCUCCUAAAGAUUUUAACAGCAUUGAAGGAUUAUGUGGAACAUUCGACAAUGAUGUCAAUAAUGAGUUUUUGGGCAGUAAUGGUCAGCAACUGCUGAAUGAGAAUGACUUCGCUGAGUCAUGGAGAAUGGACAGUGACACCCAAAAUACUGGUUUGAAGGAAAAGAAUCUUUUCAUAAACUCAGAUCGAAGUUUGCAGUCAUGGAAAGAAAGAAAUCAUUUGUACUGCUUUUGUCAAAGCGGAGCCGCGAACUGUUCGUCUACUCAGUAUUACAAGUGUUCAUUCCCAAACAGCAUAACGCCAUUAAAAUGUCAUGUUUCCAAAGGAAACAGGAAGAAGCGAGGAACAGAUUCUCACAUGAAAGAGUUGCGGCGACUUUUUGAUUUGAUGAACUCUGUCGACCCCCCAAUGCACUAUUUGUACAAGCGCCAAGCAGGGGCCCAGGAUAUUACCACUGAAGAUGCAAAUAAAGCAUGCACGGCUUUAAUAAACGGAAGUUUAGCGGUGCAGAGUUAUUCAGAUUUGUCGGCGCUUGAAAACCCUCAAGAAGUUAUAAAAAACUGCGCGUAUGAUGUUAGGGUUGGUGGAACGUUAGUUUGGGCAAACGCACAUGUGGAGUCGUAUAACGACUUGGUAAAGAAUAUGAUAGACUUACAACCGGAAUACGCUGCUAACAACACUGAGAGGAUAGACGUUUUUCUGGCAAAUACUUGUCCAUCUAACUGCACAGGAAACGGAAAUUGCACACUCGUUAAUAAUAGUGGGGAAGGCGUGUGCGUUUGCGAUACAUUUUACCAUGGAGCUGAUUGUUCGAUCGAUGAAAGAGAUCCGUUGAUAAUAGACGACAUAGAAACUGGGGGUGAAUGCGACACUGCUGAAAGGUCCGACGACUGUCGAUGUUUUUCAAUAAGGAGCGGUGCCAUUCUGCGUUCCAUUCGGUGCAAUGUUAAGACAUUCAAGAUAUCCAUAAACGGGGAAGAAGAAUUGGUUUCUGAAUAUCGUUCAAAUGGUUCAUACGAAGAUAUAUUCACUGGGGUUUGUUGCUCCAACCACAACAAGUACGACGCUGAUGCAUUUGCAGUGAAGUACGAGGUUUCAGCAAGUAACGGUGGCUCUAAUUAUGGCAAUAUCAAAUCGGUCUUUGUAUUUGAUUCUACAUGCCAAAAUGUUGCUUACGAUAAAAAUACGAACGGGACUGUCUUUUUAAAUACCACAAGCGGAUGUUUUAUCGAGAAUAGGUGUUAUUCUGAUGGUGAAGUUUCACCGUUAAAUACUUGUCUGAGAUGCAACUCCUCCGUCAGUGCUACAGACUGGUCUGAAGCACCAUGCACAACAACGACGGUUAGUACCACAACUACGACAAACCCUACAACUACUAAAAAACCAACGACAACAACUGCAGAGCCUAUGACAAGUACUGUAGAGCCUACGACAACUACUGCAGAGCCAACGACAACUACUGCAGAGCCAACAACAACAACUGCAGAGCCUACGACAACUACUGUAGAGCCUAUGACAAGUACUGUAGAGCCUAUGACAAGUACUGUAGAGUCUACGACAACUACUGCAGAGCUUACGACAACUACUGCAGAGCCAACAACAACAACUGCAGAGCCAACAACAACAACUGCAGAGCCAACAACAACAACUGCAGAGCCAACAACAACUACUGCAGAGCCAACAACAACAACUGCAGAGCCAACAACAACUACUGCAGAGCCAACAACAACUACUGCAGAGCCAACAACAACUACUGCAGAGCCAACAACAACUACUGCAGAGCCAACAACAACUACUGCAGAGCCAACAACAACUACUGCAGAGCCAACAACAACUACUGCAGAGCCAACAACAACUACUGCAGAGCCAAAAACAACUACUGCAGAGCCAAAAACAACUACUGCAGAUCCAACAACAACAACUGCAGAGCCAACAACAACUACUGCAGAGCCAACAACAACUACUGCAGAGCCAACAACAACUACUGCUGAGCCUACGACAAGUACUAACCUACAACCACUACUGCACUACCCACAACAACUACUGAAGAGCCAACGACAACUACUGUAG